AUUUCUCGAGUUCCAUUUCUGGACCACGGCAUCACUCUGCUCGGGUAGAGUGACAUCCAUGUCAGUGGUAACACAAGCCAUCGCCGCAUGAUUGCAGCCCUAGAGGAUCUCAGCACAUCUUAUCCGUCAUGGGUAUUGAGGUGACUCGUGUCCUGCCUCCUCAUCUGCAGCCUGACCAUGAAAUUCAUGUCAUCGUGUCCAUCCUCUCAGGCCGGCAAAAAGCCCAGGAGUAUUACGAUGAGACGCUGAAGCCAUGGCUGGACGACCACAAACUCCAAUACGCCACGCAUACCACAAAGUCGGCCCAGACCAUCAUUGAGCUGACCAAAUCACUCAUUCUUCCCAAUGCAACACAGGGUGUCAAGCAGACCUUGAUCCUCUUAUCGGGAGAUGGCGGGAUCAUUGAUAUUGUGAAUACCCUGAACACCGAAUUACUCCGAAGGAAGAAUGACCACCAAACAAGGGCAGGUUACACCACUCCCGUGGUAGCACUGGUCCCAAUGGGCACGGCAAAUGCCCUUGCAUGGAGCUCCAAAGUCGCACAAGACCCUCUAGGGGUUCUGUUGAAGGGAUCUCCUAAAGCACUGCCUGCUUUUCAAGUCUCUCUCAGUCAAGGUUCACGCCUGGUCACCAAUGAAGGUCAGAGCAGGGAGAUAAUCACCUCUACUCAAGGCCAGGACAUCGUGGUAUAUGGAGCGGUCGUUGCCAGUUGGGGCCUCCACGCUAGCCUUGUAGCCAUGAGUGACACGGCUGAAUACCGCAAACAUGGCCUGGAAAGGUUCCAGAUGGCAGCACAAGAACUGGCCAAGGACCUCCACAUCUACAAGGGAAAGAUCAAGUGGAGGAAAGCCGGGGGAGAAUGGGUGCAGAUUCCAGGAUCAGAACACGCCUAUCUCUUGUCCAUCAUGGUCUCGAAUCUCGAAGAGCAUUUCCAAAUCUCACCACACAGCAAGCCGCUCGAUGGUUCACUUCGUCUCUUACACAUUGGUCCGGAACCGGUGAGUGAGAUUAUGCGCAUCUUGGGUCUCGCGUAUCAAGCUGGUGCCCACGCCAACGAUAGCAAGCUUAGCUAUCGAGAGAUCGAUAGCAUGCGCAUCGAGUUUGAGGAAGAUGACGAAUUAUGGAGAAUGGUCUGCGUCGACGGUAAGAUCAUUGCAAUUGAAGAAGGUGGUUGGAUGGAAGUCAAGAGGCUCUCUGGCACUGGUAUUGAAGCAGGAAAGGUGGUGGACCUUGUUUGUUAGAUAUGCACCUUGGAGGUGCUUUUGAUGAUGCCGAUAGAGAUGAUUGUACUAGACGAACUCCCGAGUGGGCAAUGAUAUAGACUAGAUUGUCGAAGUUGGUACUUGAAA
Molecule: messenger RNA, 1349 nt
Organism: Exophiala mesophila
Lineage: Eukaryota; Fungi; Ascomycota; Eurotiomycetes; Chaetothyriales; Herpotrichiellaceae
Exons: 1
Coding region: 129-1241 (370 amino acids)
Biological process (GO): sphingosine biosynthetic process
Cellular component (GO): cytoplasm; intracellular membrane-bounded organelle; membrane
Source: RefSeq, a predicted model, not a curated record